AUGGCAGCAAGUCACACACAAAAGCACCCGACCAUGAUAGAGGUAGUGGAGGAGCUGAAGAAAAUAUUAGAGAUAGGUUUUCCUAUAAUGGCUAUGGGCUUAUUAAGCUACUUGAAAAACAUGAUUUCAGUAGUGUGCAUGGGACGGAUAGGAAGCUUGGAACUGGCAGGUGGCGCAUUGGCCAUCGGCUUCACUAACAUCACAGGUUACUCUGUACUUUACGGCCUUUCCAUGGGGAUGGAACCACUUUGUAGCCAAGCUUUUGGAUCCAGAAACUUAGCCUUGGUGUUCCAUACUCUUCAAAGAACAACCAUUUUGUUACUAUUUGCAUCUAUACCCAUUGGAUUUUUAUGGAUUGACCUUGAGCCUCUCAUGCUAUGGCUCCAUCAAGAACCACAGGUAGGACAUAUUGCAAGCCUAUACUCCCGGUUUGCAGUCCCCGAUCUUAUUGUCAAUAGCCUACUUCAUCCUCUUCGUAUCUACUUACGAAGUAAAGGUACAACAUGGCCAUUGCUUUGGUGCACUUUGCUGGGAACACUUCUGCAUUUUCCCAUCACAAUCUUCUUAACUUUCAAUCUUCGUCUUGGUAUCCAAGGAAUUGCAAUUUCCACAUUUGUUGCCAACCUUAACACCUUGUUCUUCCUUCUGGGCUAUAUUCUUUAUUCCCAUGAGAGCAAUGAGCCUUUGUAUAACCUCCUAAUGCCAAGUUCAAAACAGGAUGAUUCCACUUCCUUAGGGGGGGAAUGGGGAAUGCUACUUCGACUAGCAAUCCCUAGCUGUCUAGCUGUUUGUUUAGAAUGGUGGUGGUAUGAGUUUAUGACACUUCUAGCUGGUUACCUCGACAAACCUCAUGUUGCACUUGCAACAGCAGCUAUAGUAAUACAAACCACAUCUCUCAUGUACACAUUGCCUUCAGCUCUCAGCGCAUCAAUUUCAACAAGAGUAGGCAAUGAACUUGGAGCUGGGAGACCCGAUAAGGCCCGUUUGGCAACUGCAGUAACUAUAGCAGUAGCCUUUUCGACAUCAGUAGUUGGUUUUCUGUUGACUACCUUAGGGAGAAGAGCAUGGGGUAGUGUCUUCACUGAUGAUAGUGAAGUUCUUGAGCUAACAGUGGCUGUUCUGCCAAUUAUUGGACUUUGUGAGAUUGCCAAUUGUCCACAAACCACUUGUUGCGGGGUGCUCCGAGGGACUGCUAGACCAAGUGUCAGUGCAAGAAUUAACUUCUACUCUUUCUACUUGAUAGGAACACCUGUAGCAAUAGCUUUGGCCUUCUUCCAGAAAAUGGGGUUUUCGGGCCUUUCUUAUGGACUUUUAGCAGCUCAAGUGGCAUGUGCGUUCUCAAUCUUAACAGUCUUAUACAAAACAGAUUGGGAAAAUGAAUCAAUAAGGGCAAAAUACUUGGUUGGAGAGAAUAAUGAUUUCGUAUAUUCAGAUAUACUGGGAAAAUGUGAGGAAGGAGAAGAAUUUCCCAAAGGGGAUAGUUUCUGA
This is a messenger RNA of Fraxinus pennsylvanica, 1488 nucleotides long. NCBI's taxonomy places the organism in Eukaryota, Viridiplantae, Streptophyta, Magnoliopsida, Lamiales, Oleaceae. The record is from the annotation of a GenBank genome assembly.